Molecule: messenger RNA, 5049 nt
Organism: Torulaspora globosa
Lineage: Eukaryota; Fungi; Ascomycota; Saccharomycetes; Saccharomycetales; Saccharomycetaceae
Gene: DOP1
Product: Dop1p
Exons: 1
Coding region: 1-5049 (1682 amino acids)
Biological process (GO): Golgi to endosome transport
Cellular component (GO): endosome; trans-Golgi network
Source: RefSeq, a predicted model, not a curated record
AUGUCGCUGCCUCUGAAGCCGCUGACCAUUGACUCGAGUAGCAAGCAAUUGGAUUCGAAACAGAAGAAAUUUCACGCCAGCGUCGUGCGAGCACUGGAGCACUUUGAUUCCGUUACUGAGUGGGCAGAUUAUAUUGCUAGUCUGGGAAAGCUGCUGAAGGCAUUGCAGAGCUGGUCUCCUCAGUUCCAGAAUGUCAAGUAUUUUGUGCCGUCUCCGUACCAGGUCAGUAGACGGCUGGCGUCUUCGUUGUCGCCCAAUCUACCAGCUGGGGUUCACCAGAAGACUUUGGAAGUAUAUACUUUCAUCUUUGAGAAGAUCGGACGGGAGACUUUGGCGGCGGAAUGCAACAUAUGGAUUCCAGGCAUUUUGCCGUUGAUGUCAUAUGCGUCGAUGUCGGUAAAAUCGCAUCUAAUCGACCUGUAUGAUAACUAUCUCCUUCAGUUGCCCUCUUCCACAUUGAAACUGCUGGUUAGGCCGCUAUUGGCGAGCCUUUUGCCUGGGAUUGAUGACGAGAGCAGUGAAUUUCAGCCCCUUACGAUAAGACUGUUGGAAACACUACAAGAGAAUUUGGCAGAAAACUCUCUGUUUUGGCAAACUUGCUUUCUCGUCAUGAUUACCAGCCAAGAGCGACGGUUAGGCGGGUUGGUGUGGUUAACCAAAAAAUUCCCUUCUAUGAACUCUGUUCCGCAUUUGGUCUCUCAGAAGUCCCAACAGAUGGGCUCGGGACAAGAGGAUGAAAGGCGUCAGGACGCUAAGGCUCUGCGGAACGACGCGCUUUCUUUGCUGCUGCCUGAAGCGAAGGAUCUUCUUUCACCGGACCCUGGGCUGCUUAUCAGAUGCCUUGCCUGUUGUUUGGAUAACGAAAAUGACUUGUUAAUAAAAAGAGGGAUAUGGGAUUUAAUGGUUCAAAGAUUACACCUCGAUUCACCGGUGCUGAGCACCCUCGUGACCCAGGCGGAUAAGCAGUUACUGUUGAUGAGCUGCUGCAAGACUACUCUAGCAAAGGACAUGUCUUUGAAUAGACGACUUUGGAACUGGCUGGUGGGCCCAACCGCCGCAGCUUUAGCAAACAACGCCAAUAGCAUUGAGUUGGAGCUGAAGAAGACAGAACAGGGGGGUAAGAAUAGCUGUGAGUACUUUCUCGAAAAUGGUUUGCAAUCAUUGACAUUGGGUCUCAAGGAGAUGCUCAAAGAAGAGCAGUCUGUGAUGAACGUGUUUAGCAUAUGUCUAGCAGUGAUGGACAGAUGGGAAGUAGGAUCGUUGGUGAUUCCUGAAAUGUUCAUCCCAUUAUUGACCACUGCUCAAAAAUAUCAGAUGAACGAGCGUAUCCUCAAAAUAGCAAAUUCUUUCUUUGACGCUGUCGAAACCAAUAUUAUAUGGGGCAGAAUCUUCCAAUAUAUCAGAGAGAGCGGGGAUCUAGGGUUUCCUCGAUUCGUCCUGAACACUUUCAACAUUACUUCAGAUGAAGAAAUCAUCGUACGACACCUACCACUUAUAUUAUUGGCCAUGCUUUGCGUCGAGUAUCGUGAUGAUCAUGCCAGCAACAUAGAACGUUUAGUUUUGUGCCAGCAAUUAGCAAAUAGAAUUCCAGAGCGUGCAUUUUUACCCUUGGAAACUUCUAGAUCAAGCAUGGAUGAACAGAAUAGCGAGAAUAUCAUAGAUCAGAUAGCUGAAUUCUAUUCCCGCGCGUCCGACCCGAUGGUUUCCCAAGAGACGGAACGCGCGAAUGAAAUCGUGCCGCCAUUUCCUACUCAUCGAUUGACCUUGCUCAUAAUUGACCAUUCAUACAAGCUAUUACUAAGAAACUUGGAAAAGCAAGACAAUGUAGAUGAAGCUGCAUCGGUAUAUGUGACAAUAUUCAAGAAAAUCCCUAGUGGGCAGAAAAAUAUUAACCCCGUUGAACAGAUUGAAGAAGCCGAUAAGCAAAUGGUUGAUCUUAUGUUUACUCUUUGCAAAAAAAACGCACAUCACAAUUCCAUCUCCGGAAUCAUCAAGGCCUUCAGCAGUUAUUUAUGUUUGAAAAUACCUCUGGAGGAGUCAUGUCGAUUAUUGCACUCAAUAGUCGGCUCUUUGUGGAGCCUUCUGGUGGAGCCAAAAACGCAAUUGAAGGCACUUAGAUCAUUAGAGUUACUGGAAAGCAGUUCAUGUUACUCUUACCUUGAGGGAGCACUCUCACAGGCAUUCAUGGAAGAACAGGACAUUUCGAGAUCCCUUGUUGUCCUUGAGUUGCUCUGGAACCACCUAGAUCCUAGUUCUAAAAUAAUAAGCAGGCCUUUGGAGCUAAUGACAGAUGAGCUCUUCACUGAAGAAAACCCAAACUAUCUCAGCGUUUCUAAAUGGGUUCUUUCAGUCGUGAAUUCUGGAACAUCCAACAGAUUAUUUUACAUGCUUACUGACAAACUAUUGCAGGCGGAGUUUCUAAACAGAGAUAUGCUCGAAGAACUGGAUGAUCUCGACAUGUUCACAUAUAGACUGCGAUCGCUCACCAGUGUCUUGAAGACUAACAAUGGAAUUGUGAUUCGCAAUUUCGCAACAGAGCUGACCUCCAUUUCAUCACUAGCAAUCUGGGCCAACGCUGAUAUAUCGACGUACAAAAGCCUUGUUCUCACUAUUAUUCUGCGGUUUCUCGAAAUAAAGAAUAAUAACGAUGCCAAAAGUAUCCGAAGUGCUUUGAUUUUAUUAGAAUGCAUACUAGAUGGCACAGAGCGAAAUUUCAAAGAUAUCGUUAUUGUUUUGCUGCAAAUGUCCUUGAAGUACAUUGCACAAGGAGGACUCGAGUGUGAACUCAUCGCUGUCUCUCUACUUAAUAUAGUAACGAAGGCUUUGAAGUUGUCCCACGAAAAUGGUAUUAAGCUGGACAUUUUCGAUGACAAUAGCACACAUCUCAAAUAUGUGGAUUACCUUGUUACCAGUAUCGCAACCAUGGAAGGACCGCUGAUAUUAGCAUCUUACUUUGGGCUUCUGUCCGAGAGUGUGACAUAUUUUCAAACCGCCAUGUUUCGAAUGAUACUACCGCUCAGCGCAUCAAUUGUACAGUGCGUCGAUCGACUAUUCAAAAAAGAAGUAGAACAAGGCGGUUUCUACCAAUCGAUAGCUCUUCUGCUGACUGGUCUCGAAGAGCUACUGGAGGUAUCCCACAGCUAUCUCGCCACAAAGGAGAAAGAGGGAUAUUCUGCCUCGUCUGGUUCGAAAGGUGAUUUCCUUCAAUCCGUUGUAUCCAAUGUGUUUUCAUCCGAUACUUCUGCAAAUGAGGUAGAAAUACAAGGAGAAAGAGAUGUGGUUCUUCAAUCUUUUAAGCAGGUCAUAAAUUGCUGCUGUGACAUAUGGUUCUGGGCUCAUGAGCUUGCCGUUACUGGAGAAGAAGAUACUAGCGAUCAAAUGAACCACCAUUCAUUCAAGUUCAAAUUUAUCGCAAAGAAAACACUGGAAAAGCUAUUCAGUCUUGAGCCUCUACAGGUUAUGGAAACCUUGUUACUGGUUCCUGAUGAACAGAUCUUGACGCUGAUACAUGUUCUGGACGGUAAUAGACCUGCUUUAACAUUACCAUAUCUUUUCCUUAGCGUUGUCCACAGAAAAAAUAAAAACUCAUACGUUAGAUUCUCAAUAAGUGGAACAACUGGCAGCACGUCUGUCAACAAAGGUCUACGCUUAGAAUCAUCAGCGAAUUCCCAACUUGACACUGAAAGCCUGAUGAGAUUUGUGAUUCGUUACACGCGCUCCCUUGAAAAUGCAGCUAUUGAAGACUUUUACAAUGACUUUCUGCAGUUUAUCAGAGAAAUAUCUACAAAUUGCGUCCUUUAUGAAGCCAUAUCGAAAUCUGUUCUUUUAUUCAUGACUGUUGUGUCUGAUAAGCUGCGGAAAUCCAAGUUUGGGGAAGAUAAAAAGGUGCGGAGAGAGCUUUCCGAUAUUUUUAUCAAAUUCUUACCCAAUGCCCUGACCGAAAGUCCUUUUGAUUAUACAGACCCAAAGCAAUCAUUCGAUGAUCUUUCAUUUCUCGUCUCUCAUUUGCAACACGUUGUCAACGACGAAGUUGGAGGUGACAAAUUCAACAAUGCUAUUUCAGUAGUUGUGUCUCAAUGUGUUGCCCCAUACUUCAAGGCCAAAAGUAUCGCGGUUCCGGAACAUGUUUUGAACUUAAUGGUGGCGAUAGCGAAGGUUGGUAGUCGAGUGAAAAACUGGAAAACUUUGAUCAAUGACUUCUAUUUCGACAAUAGGAAAUUGCCACUGCUCUCGACCAACAAGCUGUGGGAUCGAAUCAUUUACCAAUGGUCACGGUACCCAGACAAUAAAACGAAGGUUUUGAGCGAGAUGCUGGCGACAAUUGAUUCCAAGAUGGCGGGCAUAGCACCUGCUUUGAUGCCAUUUAAUACUCGCAGCGACUCGGAGAUUGAAUCGAAAUGCCAAAAUCUGGUGAGGAUCGCGCAUCUAUUGAUGAUUUCGCCCUCGGAUAGUUAUCUAAUCAGUUUUCAGACACUGAUUUCAUCCACAUGCCAAUAUCUUCUGUCUAGCGAUUCCACCUUAAAAGAGAAAGCUUGGAUAUUACUCAGAGUCUUGCUACUGAAGUUUAACAGCCAGCACUUCCUUGAGUAUUGGUCCCUAAUCACAUACUGUCUACAAACAAAUUUACAAGAAUUCUGUGAGACUUUACAAAUACAGGCCGAAAUUCAUUCAGGAGCUGUAUUCCAAGCAUGUAAGACUUUGGACCUUCUACUGGCCCUGAACUGCGAAGGUUUUAGCAGCACAAACGAAUGGCUGUUUAUCAUUGAUACUAUAAACUGUAUCUACAAGAGCUAUCCUUAUGUGGCUCUGGUCGAUAAGGUUUACGAGUCUAGAGGGUUUGAAUCUAGCAGUUUAGAUGACGUUGAGCUGGUCGAUCGAUCUGAGUUGACUAUACCUAUGUUAAAAGGCGUGCAUUCCAUUCACAGUUACAUACAACUGAGAUAUUUCCUCCAGAACCUAAGCUACACGCAUUAUGAGUACAUUUAUGGACUGCAAACGCUCGAUUUGACUGGCUGCGAUGACGACUUAAGCAUAGAUAUUUUCACAUAA